UUUUAGUAUCUUUCUUCUUAUAUCUAUAAAGUAUAAACUACAUCAUCCCUCUCCUCCACUCUCUCAUUAGUACUUCAUCAUUUUCAUUUUCAUUUUUAUUUUUUGACACUCCUCCUAGUCCUAGAGUUCCCUUUUGAUCGAUGAUGGCUGCCGCCGGCGAUGUUCUCAGGCAGAGUUUGCCGGAUGUUGGUGCAGCUGAGCUGCACGUGCUUGCAGUUGAUGACAGCCAUGUGGACCGUAAGGUCAUUGAACGGUUGCUAAAAAUCUCUUCUUGCAAAGUGACUGUGGUAGAGAGUGGAACCAGAGCUCUACAAUAUCUGGGUUUGGAUGGAGACAAGAGCUCCAUUGGUUUUGAUAGUGUGAAGGUUAAUCUGAUAAUGACAGACUAUUCCAUGCCGGGGAUGACAGGAUACGAACUACUCAAAAAGAUAAAGCAGGAGUCAUCUGUAUUUAGAGAGAUUCCAGUGGUGGUUAUGUCAUCUGAGAAUAUCUUGACCCGAAUUGAUAGUUGCUUGGAGGAAGGAGCAGAGGAGUUUCUGUUGAAGCCUGUAAAGUUAUCAGAUGUAAAACGCUUAACAAAUUUCAUAAUGAGAGGUGAAGGCAAGAAGGGAGAAAAAAAAUGUCAAAAAAGAAGCCGAUCAGAUGAUUGCAGCAGUCCAUCUUUAUCAACUGCAUUCUCAUCAGUUGCUCAUUCAUGCGAUCUAUCAUCACUGUCACCAUCUGCAUUGUCCUCAAAGAAAUCUAGGUUGUGUGCAGAAAUUUAGCACUGCUCUUUAUGUCUCCGUUUUUGGUAAACCAUAGUUUAUAUCCCAAAGCCUCCUAUGUAAUUUUCGUUUUUAUACUAUAGAUUGCUGACAAUGAGUACUAGGAUUAGGUAUGAGUAAGAGGAUGUCAGAAUCACUUGUUUUUUUUAUUUUGGCCGCUAAAAUUAUUUUUUGCUUAUUUUGCUA
This is a messenger RNA of Gastrolobium bilobum, 950 nucleotides long. Its product is annotated as two-component response regulator ARR6-like. The transcript has 5 exons. Gene Ontology annotation, biological process: phosphorelay signal transduction system; cytokinin-activated signaling pathway. NCBI's taxonomy places the organism in Eukaryota, Viridiplantae, Streptophyta, Magnoliopsida, Fabales, Fabaceae. The record is from RefSeq and is a predicted model, not a curated record. Bases 141 to 764 code for a protein of 207 amino acids.